AUGGCCGAAUUCCCGGAGCUUGGCAAGCGCUGCGCGGUGCUGAUUUGCUCACAACUUGAUUUCACUCCUCAUCUCUGCAAGCACUGCAAGCAAUAUUACUGUGGCGAUCACCGACUCUCCCACGAAUGUUCUUCAUCUGCCUCGGCUCAAUGGGAUGGAAUUAGCAAGUUGAAGGAUGCGAUCCCGGUGAAGCCCUUCCUGUGUUCACAAGACGGAUGUUUUCAAGGAGAAACGGUGAAGAUUGUCUGCGAACAUUGCUGCCUCAACUAUUGCUUAAAACAUCGACAUCCAGAUGAGCACUCAUGCAUUACUCAGCCAAAUCGUCAAGAAAUUGUUGCAGAGAAAAUGAGAGAAAUUCGGGAAAAGCUUGGCGUUUCUGAAUCAUUACCCAGCACGUCCAAUACAACAACAACUACGGCAAGAAAGGUCUAUUCUGAUGCCGAAAAGAAGAAAAUGGAGAAAAUUGGUCUCAUGAAGUGCAAAGCUGCGUGUAAAGGCGUUGAUAUUCCGGCGAGUGAGCAACGCUUUCUACAUGUAGCUGCAGAAGAAAUUCCAGCAAAAGAUGGCGAAUUUGUGCUUGUCGGAGAAAAAUGGUCAGUGAGUCGUUGUGUUGACUCAGCGAUCGCUCGUCUCGGUUUACAAAAUGCGAACUCGGAUAUUUGGGGGAAGAAAAGGCGCUUAUACCAGUCGAACAAUCCAGAUGCACUGCCAUUCGACGCGGAAAUCGGAGAAAAAGUCACGUUCAACGAGAAUAAAGUCACUUAUUUGGAGUUAAGCAAUGUUUUUAUGGCAACGCUUUUCGGCGAGGAAUCGAUUAAGGAACGAUUUUUUGGCUUUCUUGGUGCAUCUGCAGAUUUCCCGGAUUCGACAAUGUUUCGCUUUGGCACGGGCAGCGAUCGACCGACUCCAUCAAAUGCCGAUAGAAGGAACGCAGUGAGAAAGCCAGGGAACAGCAUGGAUUUGCCGGACGAGGAACGCGUCGAUAUGAGCAAUUUUGCACUUCUUCGAGUCCUCGGGAAAGGGGCCUACGGAAAGGUGUACUUGGUGCGGAAAGUCGGCGGGAAAGAUCACGGAACGGUUUACGCGAUGAAGGUUUUACGAAAAACCCGGGUGAUCAGCAAGCCAAAAACUCUCGAGCACACGCUAGCUGAGAGACAGGUGCUAGAGAAAUUGCGAGGCGUCCCGUUUUUGGUCAAUCUACAGUACGCUUUUCAGACGGACACCAAGCUGCACAUUGUGAUGGAAUAUGUCCGAGGUGGCGAGCUGUUCACCCAUUUGUGCGGUCGUGGGCACUUUGAUGUGAACUCGACGAGGGUGAUUGUGGCCGAGUUGAUCAUCGCCAUCGAUAACCUUCAUCAGAGAAACAUUAUCUAUCGGGAUCUCAAAUUGGAGAACAUUCUGCUGGACGAAGAGGGACACAUAAAGCUUACCGAUUUCGGCCUCUCGAAAUUGUUGAUUCCAGAAGAGCUGAUGAGAGCGAAUUCUUAUUGUGGCACAAUCGAGUAUAUGUCCCCAGAAGUGAUCAAUCGGCCAGAAGGUGGCUACACGAAUGUGGUUGACUGGUGGAGUCUUGGGGUGAUCACUUUUGAGCUGCUCACCGGUUGCUCUCCGUUCACCGUCGAUCAGGGCGCCAACUCGAGCAAGGACAUUGCAAAAAGAAUCCUCUCGAAAAAGGUACCAUUCCCGAAAAAUAUGGAUGUGGAAGCGAAAAAUUUCAUCGCUGCUUUACUAGAGAAACAAUUAGAGAAGCGAUUGGGAUAUAAGGGUGUACACGAGUUAAAAUCUCAUCCUUUCCUCCGGGAGAUCAACUGGGAGAAAGCGUCGAGACGAGAGCUCGCCCCGCCAAUUGUUCCGAAUAUUGUUGAUGAGAUGGACACCACCUACUUCGCUCAAGAGUUCACAAAUCAACCGCCUCUUUACUCACCGGCCGACGCACCGAUCAACUCAAAUCAGCUAUUCAGGGGCUAUUCUUAUAUCUCCCCGUCGGUAAUGUUCGCGAACAAUAACGUGAUUGGGGAAGAGUUGAUGGAGGAAGAUGUUCAAACAAUGUUGGCCACUUCACCAUUCUUUGCCAAGUACAAGUUGGACACAAGUGAUCAAGGAUUUCUUGGGAAAGGAUCGUUUUCUGUGUGCAGAAGGUGUACCCGAAAUGCGGACGGUUUGCUCUUUGCUGUGAAGAUCGUCUCACAGAAAUUUGCUGUUCAAGCCCAGCGAGAAGCUGCUAUUUUGAAUUUGGUUAAAGGUCACCUCAACAUUGUUCGAAUGGAAGAGGUAAUGUCCGAUGCGCUUCACGUUUACAUCAUCAUGGAGCUGCUCAGUGGACAGGAGCUCUUAAUGAGAAUCCGACGACUUGAGAAAUUCACAGAAAGCGAGGCGGCGAUUAUCAUGAAACAACUCGUCGCUGCCGUCUCAUUUUUGCACUCGAAACGGAUUGUGCACAGGGAUUUGAAGCCAGAGAAUAUCCUCUUCGAGAGUGAGGAUAAAGACGCGAAGCUUCGUUUGGUCGAUUUCGGUUUCGCUCGUCUCCUUCCGAAUUCUGUCGAACAACAGCUGAAAACCCCGUGCUACUCGUUACAAUAUGCUGCACCGGAAGUUUUGGAUAUUGGAGACACUCUGCCUGAGUACAAUGAACAAUGUGAUUUGUGGUCAUUGGGAGUCGUCUUGUUCACAAUGUUAUCUGGUCAAGUUCCAUUCCAUGCUCGCUCGAAAACCGAAUCCGCGACGGAUAUAAUGGAAAGAAUUCGGAAAGCCGAAUUCUCAUUCGAAUCCGAUGCAUGGAAACAUGUGAGCUACGAUGCGAAGGAGCUGAUUACAGGCCUGUUGACGGUUGACCCGAAAAAGCGCUUGACAAUGGACAAACUGCAGCGGCAUAUGUGGUUGAAUGCGAAUUCUUUGGACACCCCCCUGCAGACUCCAUCGAUUUUACCAUCAUUUGCCGACCAAAACUUCAACGAGACUUUGCAAGCGUUUUUGUCCGCGAAUCGAGACGGUUUUCAUUUGUUGGAUGUGGCUGCGGCUCCACUUUUGAAAAGACGAGGUCUCAAAAGACAAAGCGGUGACGGGCCAGGGGCUGGCUCAGCCAAGCGUCAAGUCGUUUUUGAGCCAGUGCCUGAGGGAGAAGAGGCACAAAUUGGACGACCAACUACACUUGGUUUAUCGUCACCCGAUGCGCUCCUCGCUUAUCGCGAUCCAAUGCCGGGAACAAUUCGCGAAACGCGAGACUCAGCCGAUUCC
This is a messenger RNA of Mesorhabditis belari, 3234 nucleotides long. NCBI's taxonomy places the organism in Eukaryota, Metazoa, Nematoda, Chromadorea, Rhabditida, Rhabditidae. The record is from the annotation of a GenBank genome assembly.